Molecule: messenger RNA, 943 nt
Organism: Trichobilharzia szidati
Lineage: Eukaryota; Metazoa; Platyhelminthes; Trematoda; Strigeidida; Schistosomatidae
Source: the annotation of a GenBank genome assembly
CGCAAAGUGAUGAUUUGAAUAACAGUCUGUUACAGAUAACGGAUAUACAGAUUUUCAAUAAUCAAGACAUGUUAUUCAUUAAUAGAGUUACUUUACAACACUUGGAGAUUUUCAAAUGCUUUGAAAGAAUUGAGGAAACAAUCAUGCCUAACUCAAUGAGUGAUCCAGUGUCUAGCCUAUUCAAAAUAAUAAAUCACUGUGUGACAACUCAAGGUAAAGCAGAAUUAAGAAAGUGGAUGCACUUUCCUCUGCGGAACAACAGAUCAAUUAAACAAAGAUUGGAUGCAGUGGAAUUUCUUCUAGAGUACAAAGGUGGAGAAGUACUAACCAUAAUUAGAUCUAUUCUGAGAAAGACUGGAAAUAUGCAGAAAAUUAUUCUCAGAAUUCAGGCGUUAUCGGAUUUAUCAAGUGACUGGAAAUUAAUAAUACAAACGUUAGAUUCACUCAAAAAGCUUAUUGACUUUUGUGGAAUGUAUCAAGAGAAGCUGUAUCCAGUCCGAGAAUUACUGAGAGAGAAUUUCGAUAGAAGGUUGCUGGAGAACUUGAGGUCUUGGAUAAUUCAUGUAGUCGAAACAGAAAGAACUAGAAGACAACAAAAAUUUGCUAUUCGGAGCGGAGUGGAUCCUACUUUGGAUCAGUGGAAUGAAACAUACACAUGUCUGCCAGAUUUGUUAUCACAUCUGGCGGAAGGUCAAAUAACGGAACUUCGUGCAAAUAUACGAACAUGUGGGCUAGUUUACUUCCCCAUGGUCGGUUAUUUGUUGAAAAUUCCGAAAGUCGAAGUGGAAACACCUGACAUACAUAUUAGCUGUUUGGAAUUCGCAUUUACAGAGACGAAAAUAGCAUACUAUCGAAACGAUACUACACGCACACUUGAUCGGCGAUACGGAGAUGUGAUGUACAGUAUUGUUGAUACGGAGACCACAAUUAUGCGGCACCUGCA